UCACACCUGCAUAGGCCAGGACACGUCUAUCACUUCCCCUUCAAAGACGCUUAGUGAAGGAAAAGAGCGCAAAUUUGCAGUGGCGUUGCUCUAUAAAAUGCUGUAGAAAUUACCUUAUUUGCGUUCUCAUAAUUAACCAGCUCUGACGACAUGGGCCGCACCAGGCUCUCCAUGGCUCCUUUUCUUGUGCUAUCAGGAAUUAUUCUCCUGGUGGGACUCUUUCAGAGCAGCGCAAAAGCCGUUGCCUGCCCACAGUAUUGCCUGGACGUCAGCUAUGUGACUUGCACUUCAUCUGGUGAAGAAAGGCUGCCUGCUAGGUGCAACUGCUGCUUGGCUGGCAAGGGCUGCACUCUUCAUCUCUCUGAUGGCUCUCAAAUGACCUGCUCUUAAGAGUGAGUUCACUAUAUUAUGCAACGUUUAUCUAUUUGCUAUUCUUUGAUGUGAGAAUGGUGUGACCCAUAUAUCUGGCGCCAGUUUACCAUGCAUGCAGAAAUACAUAUUCGUUCUCUGAGUCCUCGCGACAUUUGUUAGUGUAUAUCUACGAUCUUUUGUUGUGUACUUUGAUUAUGUUCUUGAUGUGGAGUGUUCUUCGCAUUACCGAGUGGUCAUGGCUCGUCGUAUGUUUGUCGACCACCAAGACCCAUGCCGCUGUGCUCUAAGCUUGUGCCAACUG
Molecule: messenger RNA, 673 nt
Organism: Ananas comosus (pineapple)
Lineage: Eukaryota; Viridiplantae; Streptophyta; Magnoliopsida; Poales; Bromeliaceae
Exons: 2
Coding region: 151-390 (79 amino acids)
Molecular function (GO): serine-type endopeptidase inhibitor activity
Source: RefSeq, a predicted model, not a curated record